AUGAAAAAAAAAACGGUUUCAUUCUCUCUGUGCACCAUAUGGUCGACGGCCCGGUACCAUAUGAUCCAUGAGCCGGUACCAUAUGGCCCACGGCCCGGUACCAUAUGGUCCACAGCCCGGUACCAUAUGGUCUACGGCCCAGUACCGCGCCAUUAUUUUAUUGUUGUGUUUUCUUGUCUUUCAGCUGAUGCAAGUCGUCGGCCGAAGUAUUCCAGUCACAUCAAGUCCCGAUGUUUCAAGUCGCUAGGUUGCUAUUCGAUCGAAUAUCCUUUCAACAAUACAUACUUCCUUCCUGACAGCCCAAGAAGAAUCAAUACUCGUUUCUGGAUUUAUCCCCCUAAUUCAUACAAGAAAAAAUCUCUCCGUCUUGAUAGAGACUACAACAAAAUCUACAAAGCCAGUCUUCCUACCAAAGUCAUCAUUCCAGGUUUUAAUCCUUAUCAUGAAAACUUCGCUUGGGUUGACGAGAUGGCUAAUGAACUUCAGAAAACGGAACCAAUGAAUGUGAUCAUUGUGGACUGGAGCGGAGGUGCUGGGUUUCCUUACGAGCAGGCAGUGGCCAACACUCGGGUCGUUGGCAAACAAAUUGCAAAUUUAUUGAUUCAUUUGAACCCCGCUCAUGCAAAAAGACGUUUUAUGAAAUUACACUUGAUUGGCCACAGCCUAGGAGCCCACAUCGCUAGUUACACAGCGAACCAUUUGAAACACGUGUACCGCAUCUCAGGUUUGGACCCAGCUGGACCGAACUUUCAAGAUACGGUGCCAAAAGUUCGUCUCGAUGCUGACGAUGCUGAUUUUGUAGAUGUCAUUCAUACAGACGGUGCUAUGUUCCUUGCCAUAAAAGGUUUUGGCACGAUGAAACCAAUGGGCGAUGUCGACUUUUACCCCAAUGGUGGGAAAAGACAACCCGGAUGCCAAGGAACGUGGCUUGAUUUAGCCAUAAGAGCAUACAACACGGGCAUAAAAAAUGCCAGCAACUCGGUCGGUUGCAGUCACAGUCGUGCUAUAUUUCUUUACAUCGAGUCCAUCAAAUCAACUUGCUUCACCGCCGUUGAGUGUGAUAACAGUCAAAACUUCACACUUGGAAAAUGCAAAAACGGCGAAUACAUCACAAUGGGAUAUCAUUUAAGGAAAAACGUACAUAAAGGAUCCUAUUUUCUAAACACAUUAGGAAGAAGACCUUACUGUGGUUAUAAUUAUAUCAUAGAUAUGUAUGUGGCCCAAAAUACCACUCUUCAUGGCGUAUACAUCCGAAUAGUAGGAACCAAAGGAAUUUCAAGCAAACGACAUAUAUCUGGUGACCCAAUCUCGACAGGUUACGGUAACAAAGUAGGAACUGUUUUGUUGGCCCACAGAAAUCUCGGCGAAAUCAAACAAGUACUAGUGUUGUACGCUCCAGAAUCUCGAUUCCGGUUCUUCCUUUAUAAAUCUACAAUCCAAGUAUUAGGAAUCACAGUUACAGACGUGACACAUCACAGCAGAUUCAAAUCCUGCAACAAAAUGACCAUCGCCAGCGACAGCCGAGUUGUCUUCCAUAAAAAAGACUCUAAUACGAACUGUAUUUAG
Molecule: messenger RNA, 1566 nt
Organism: Acanthosepion pharaonis
Lineage: Eukaryota; Metazoa; Mollusca; Cephalopoda; Sepiida; Sepiidae
Source: the annotation of a GenBank genome assembly